AUGGUUCUGCUGGUCUGGAUGCUAGGUAUAUUGUGCCUAGUUUCCUUUGCCAACGGAUUCUCUCAUGGUGCAAGUACAUCUGCUUGUACUGACAUGAAACCAAAGCACAUCGGUGCUCAUCCACAAGAUCUACGCAGCAACUUUAUCACAGUGUACACUGACAAGACUACAUACCUCCCUGGGGAAAAACUACCAGUGAUUGUAAGGAGCACACAAGACUUCAUGGGCUUCUUUAUGCAGGCUCGCAGAGUGGUUGAUGAUCAAGUGACUGGAACAUUCAUUCUCACUUCCUCGGGGUCUAAACUAAUGAAAUGCUCUGAAGAUGGCGACACCGUGACCCACUCGGACAAAUCACUGAAGAGAAACCUCUCCUUCAUUUGGAAAGCACCAGAGCAACUCACUGGUGACAUCAAGUUUUUUGUUUCAGCUGUCCAGUCAUACUUCAUUUACUGGACCAGAAUUGAGUCUGGUCUCAUUUCUGACCAAAAACAGAAUUAUUCCAUUUCAACGCAGAAUGACGAAUUGAAGGAAACGUUCCAGGUGUCUGCAUAUAACAGCACUACAGCCAGGACAGCUGCUUCUGUUGAAGAUUACAUCAACCCUCAAACAACUUCUCAGAUGGCACAAGGGCUUUCACAAACUCCACUCAUCACCGCAGACUGGUACCUCAGACCACAGGCUGCCCAUGCAGAAAACUCUUUGUCUGAAUUGACCGGAUAUUCUCAAGAUCACAGCCCCUCGACCUCUCAAUCCAGCUUGCAUCAGAAUCAGAAUGAGAGACGUCUGCAGCCAUCCCUGAAUUCUGCUAACAGACACAUAUUGACUGGCAUCCAGAUUCUGGAGAGCAGCCUUCUGCUGAAAACCACAGAUUUCAAGAUUCUUGAAGGUGAAGAUACUCUGAAUAGUGAUUUUCAUCUAGCCUUUCAAACUUGUAUGAAUUGCAAUGAUAUUGUACAAGUCAGCACCUGGUCCGCUUCUGAAACGGAUUCAGAAUUUUCAGCAGCACUUUCCUUGCCAAUAAGAAUUGGACAGCAAUAUUCCGCCUUGUGGUUUUCUGACUUCCCUCCUCCCGAGGAAAUGGACUGGGCACCUGCGGAUAAAGACACUCUCAGAAACCCGGGAAGUGAAGCCAUUCCGGACUCUGCACUAUUUUCAAACGCAAUGAACAUAAAUCCAACGCUGACUGAAAACCAACCGACAACACACCGUGCUUCGGCAAACCUCCUGCAGUUGGUCAAAAACUCGGGUUCCAGAGCUGAUCUGGGUCAAGUGGCCAGAAACAUGUCCCUCGGGGUGACACACAGCAUGCGGGAAGAAAGUGUAACAAGCCGAGAAGGGAGCCUUGCAAAGGAAGCCAAGCUGCGCGUUCCUCAGUUGGGAAUGCUUCUCGGCUGUUCUGCUGCCCUCGGCAUGGCAUUAGCAGUAGGGUUACGUCAUUUUCUCUCCCAGUAUUGUCGGAAACACACGGAGGUAUCCUUUGGCAACCCGGACAGCAGCAUCAUCAGUGUGGGAGAGAGUGGUGAGCUGGUGCAUGUCAGAAAGAUACGGGAGAACAGUUUUGUGCUGGUUCAGGCUGAAUACAAUGUGAUUACACCUUCAGGCACUGGUGGAAAGUAA
This is a messenger RNA of Hemiscyllium ocellatum (epaulette shark), 1617 nucleotides long. Its product is annotated as reelin domain-containing protein 1-like. The record is from RefSeq and is a predicted model, not a curated record. NCBI's taxonomy places the organism in Eukaryota, Metazoa, Chordata, Chondrichthyes, Orectolobiformes, Hemiscylliidae. The transcript has 6 exons. The coding region runs from base 1 to 1617 and encodes 538 amino acids. Gene Ontology annotation, molecular function: oxidoreductase activity, acting on metal ions.